CGUUUAUUUGACGUAUAAGGUUUUCCUUGAUAUUCUUUAUCAAUGCAAUAUAUUAUGUAUAUUUAUACUUUCGUUUGGGAUUUUGUAUUGAUAAUGUGGUGUGCGGAAUAUUUAAUUUGACGUUUUUGUAUAUAUAAGCAGCUCGACAGUUUUAAUUGCAUUACGAGAUAAUUCACCUGCUGUAAAAUGAAGACUAUAAUCUUAUUUGCCUUUUUAAUUUUCGCGAUUGCACAUAUCCAGUGCGAAAAAGAUCUUUGUGGUCCCAAUGAGCACUUUAAAGAAUGCAAAUCUUGUUGUUCAGAAUUAACAUGCCAGCAGAGAACCGUAUGCCGUCCUACAGGCUGUGUUUGUCUACCAGGAUACACCAGAAAGUCCGAAAAUGGGCCUUGUGUACAAAGAUGUCAUAUUAAAAGGGAUAAGUAGUUGUACUAUGGGGAGUAAAUAACACUAUCGUAUUUGAAACGAAACGUAUGUUAAUUUUGUUUUAUAUGUGACAGUUAAAGAACUUAUUGUUAAAAAUAAAUUUUAAAUUAAAUUUAAAAAA
This is a messenger RNA of Diabrotica virgifera virgifera (western corn rootworm), 544 nucleotides long. RefSeq names its product chymotrypsin inhibitor-like. The coding region runs from base 187 to 423 and encodes 78 amino acids. The transcript is spliced from 2 exons. The record is from RefSeq and is a predicted model, not a curated record. NCBI's taxonomy places the organism in Eukaryota, Metazoa, Arthropoda, Insecta, Coleoptera, Chrysomelidae.